AUGGGUAAAAAGCAAGCAAGCCCUGCCUAUGUCCUAGGCGUAGGCAUGACCAAGUUCAUCAAGCCUCGCGGCAAGGUCGACUAUCACGAGCUGGGCUACGAAGCCGGCAUCAAGGCCAUGCUCGACGCCAAGAUCAACUACGACGAUGUCGACCAGGGUGUUGCAUGCUACGUCUACGGUGAUAGCACUUGCGGCCAGCGCGUCUUUUAUCAAUUCGGUCAGACCAGUAUACCUAUUUAUAACGUCAACAACAACUGCUCGACCGGGUCUACUGGUCUCGCUAUGGCUCGCCAGAUGGUUUCAUACGGUGCUGCGGACUGUGUUCUCGUUGUCGGCUUUGAGAAGAUGAACCCCGGUAGCUUGCAGUCGAUGUACAACGACCGUGAGAACCCGACGAGUCUGUUUGGAAUGAUGAUGGCUGAGACGCGCGGUGUGACCAAUGCGCCCGGCGCAGCGCAGAUGUUCGGUAAUGCCGGUGUCGAAUACAAGGAGAAGUACGGAGCUAAGAACGAAGACUUCGCCGAAAUCGCCCGCGUUAACCACGAGCACUCCAAGCGCAACCCCUACUCGCAAUUCCAGACCGAAUACUCCCUCGAGCAAGUGAUGAAUGCACCCAUGAUCCACGAGCCCCUGACAAAGCUGCAAUGCUGCCCGACCUCCGACGGUGGUGCUGCCGCCGUCGUCGUCUCGCAGGAGUUCCUGGACGCACGCCCCCAUCUCAAGGAGCAAGCGAUUCAGAUCGCGGGUCAAAGUCUCGCUACUGAUACCGCCGCUGUCUUCAACCGUAGCUCGAUCGACCUGAUGGGCUUCGGUAUGUCGCGCCAAGCUUGUCGCACUGCUGUAGCCGAGGCUGGUGUCAAUGUUAAGGAUAUCAAGGUCUGUGAGUUGCAUGACUGCUUCUCGGCCAACGAGAUGAUUACUAUUGAUGCUCUUGAGCUGUGUGAGCCUGGUAAGGCUCACGAGAUGGUCCGUAAAGGUGAUAUCACUUACGGCGGCAAGAUGGUUAUUAACCCGUCCGGUGGCCUUAUCUCCAAGGGUCACCCGCUUGGAGCUACUGGUAUCGCUCAGUGUGCUGAGUUGGUCUGGCACCUGCGUGGUUGGGCCAACAACCGUCUUAUCGACGGUACUUCCUCUGCUUUGCAGCACAACCUUGGUCUUGGUGGUGCGGUCGUUGUGACUGUGUACAAGCGUGCCGACGGCAAGGUUGCUGCUGCUGUGCCAUCUGAUGUCGUUGGCAAGCUCAAUGGUCUUGGAUAUAACCCGGCUGUGGAAGCCAAGGGCUUCACAGCUGAGCAGGCCAAAUCUGUGGUGAGCAAGAAUUAUAACUCCGAGUAUAACCUGUCUGCUUCGCAAGAUACCGAGGAACGGGUUCUUGCCAGAUUCUAG
Messenger RNA from Penicillium antarcticum, 1386 nucleotides. Its product is annotated as putative sterol carrier protein. The transcript is spliced from 2 exons. Lineage: Eukaryota; Fungi; Ascomycota; Eurotiomycetes; Eurotiales; Aspergillaceae. The record is from RefSeq and is a predicted model, not a curated record. Bases 1 to 1386 code for a protein of 461 amino acids. Gene Ontology annotation, molecular function: acyltransferase activity, transferring groups other than amino-acyl groups.